Annulohypoxylon maeteangense is the source of this 981-nucleotide messenger RNA. Its product is annotated as polysaccharide lyase family 1 protein. The record is from RefSeq and is a predicted model, not a curated record. NCBI's taxonomy places the organism in Eukaryota, Fungi, Ascomycota, Sordariomycetes, Xylariales, Hypoxylaceae. Bases 1 to 981 code for a protein of 326 amino acids. Gene Ontology annotation, molecular function: pectate lyase activity. The transcript has a single exon.
AUGAAGUACUUCAAUAUUGCUUGGCUAGCUGCUUUUUCUGCCGCCUCUCCGUAUAAGCCUCUAGAAACUCGUAACAGGAUCGCUCGCAGACAGGCUAGUGAUGCAUGUUCUAUCGGAUACUGUACCGAGGCCGGCGGAACGACAGGUGGCGUUGCUGGUGAUACGAUUACCGUCACAAACGUCGACAGCCUAGCCAGAGCAGCCGGACAAGAAGAACCUCUCACUAUCAUCGUGUCUGGGACUAUCUUGGGCUCAGCCAAAGUGCACGUAUCUGCUAACAAGACUAUAUUCGGCGAGAAUGGAAGCUCCAUAACGGGGGUUGGGUUUUAUAUUCACAGAGCAAGAAAUGUGAUCGUUCGUAACAUGAAAAUCGCCAAGGUCGCAGCUCAGAACGGCGAUGCUAUCGGCAUCGACGCAUCCUCAAACAUCUGGAUCGACCAUUGCGACUUAUCUGGUGACCUCAACAGCGGUAAAGAUGAUUACGACGGCUUGGUCGACAUUUCACACGGCUCGCAAUGGGUCACGAUUUCGAACACGUACUUCCACGACCAUUGGAAGGCGUCGUUGAUCGGCCACUCGGACAGAAACGCCAAGGAGGAUCAGGGCACCCUGCAUGUUACUUAUGCCGGAAACCAGUUUUAUAGAACAUACAGCCGUGCGCCACUCGUCCGAUUCGGAACCGUGCAUAUCGUCAACAAUUUCUGGGACACUCUCGUCUCCAGUGGCGUCAACUGUCGCAUGGGAGCCCAAGUACUCAUCCAGAGCUCGGCCUUCAAGAACAGCUCCGAGAGGGCGGUCUUCUUUGCGGAUUCCACGGAGCCCGGCUACGCUAUCCUCGACGAUGUUGAUCUCGGGGGAUCCGAGAAUUCGGCUCCGGUAGGAACACUUACGGUUAGCUCGCUACCAUACGCUCCCAUCGAGACGCUUGGCUCUGCUGCGGUUACUGGCAUAAUUCCCAACACGGCCGGUCAAAAAUUGUGA